UUUUCCUCCUCUCGCCCUGCUCAUGUUGGGCUUUUCUCUCUGUCACGGCAGGCUCAGGAUGGAGAACUAGCAGCCUCUGGGCACUGCAGCCUAGAACCCCCUGCCCCAGUUACGUCUCCUGUCCCACACCCUCCAUUUGUGCUGGCUUUCAAAGGGCCAUUUUCUCCCUUCCUCCUCAUCUGGCAAAGGCAAGCACAGGAAGAGCGCGCCCGCCUCUCAAUGCGAAGCCACACGAGGAAGAAAGGGCAGAAGGUCUCUCUCUCUCCCGAGCAGCGUGAGCCCAGCCGGGGCAGAUCCCAGCACACGCUGAGCCUGGGGGGAUUAUGAGGCAAACAUGAGCCUCCUGCAGAAGUGGGUGUUAGCAGCUUUCAUCUCCCUCGUGCCUCAGUCAGGUCGCGCUAAGGCGGAGACGCAGCCUGGUGCUUUGCAGGGGAGGUUUCCCAGCCCCAGAUGGGACACAAGGCCGGUUGCUUCAGAAAUCACCCACCCCAGCAGAUAUACAAGGAGCAGCUGAACACGCGCAUCGUGCUGGUGGCCAUGGAAACGUGGGCCUCCGAGGACAAGAUCCACGUGGGGGAGGAUUCGCUGCAGACGCUGAGCGACUUCAUGAGAUACCGGACGGAGGCGCUGCCGGAGCAGAGCGAUGCUGUUCACCUCUUCUCCGGGAGGACGUUCCAGAGCAGCCGCAGCGGGACGGCCUACGUGGGAGGGAUCUGCUCCCUCACCCGAGGUGGGGGUGUCAAUGAGUACGGGAACGUCGGCGCCAUGGCUGUGACUCUCGCUCAGACCCUCGGGCAGAACGUCGGCAUGAUGUGGAACAAGCAGCGGCGCGCCGCAGGGGACUGCCGGUGUCCAGAUUCCUGGCUGGGCUGCAUCAUGGAAGACACGGGGUAUUACCUCCCGCGCAAGUUCUCCCGUUGCAGCAUCGAGGAGUACAGUCAGUUCCUGCAGGAGGGUGGGGGCAGCUGCCUCUUUAACAAACCCUUAAAGCUGCUGGACCCCCCUGAGUGCGGCAAUGGCUUUGUGCAGGCCGGAGAGGAAUGUGACUGCGGCUCGCUUGCGGAGUGUGCAAAGGGCGGCGGGAACUGCUGCAAGAAAUGCACCCUGACCCACAAUGCCAUGUGCAGCGACGGGCUCUGCUGCAAAGGCUGCCAGUACGAGCCGCGGGGCACACCGUGUCGGGAAGCUGUCAAUGAGUGCGACAUCCCAGAGAGCUGCACUGGGGACUCCAGCCAGUGCCCACCCAACCUGCACAAGCUGGACGGCUACUUCUGCGACCACGAGCAGGGCCGGUGCUAUGGGGGCAGGUGCAAAACCAGGGACAGACAGUGCAAUGCACUCUGGGGGCGUGCGGCUGCCGACAGGUUCUGCUACGAGAAGCUGAACGUGGAAGGGACCGAGAGAGGGAACUGUGGGCGCGAGGGCCCAGCCUGGGUGCAGUGCAGCAAGCAAGACGUCCUGUGCGGCUACCUGCUGUGCACCAACAUCACGGGCGUGCCGCGGCUGGGCGAGCUCAGCGGGGAGAUCACCACGAUGACCUUCUACCACCAGAACAGAUACGUCGACUGCAGAGGUGGGCACGUCCAGCUGGUGGACGGCUCGGAUCUGAGCUACGUGGAGGACGGCACGCCCUGCGGCCCCAGCAUGCUGUGUCUUGACCACAAAUGCCUUCCCGCAGCAGCCUUCAAUUUCAGCGCCUGCCCUAGCAGCUGGGACGGGAUGAUCUGCUUUGACCAUGGGGUCUGCAGCAACGAGGGCAAGUGCAUCUGCCAGGCGGACUGGACGGGGAAGGACUGCAGCGUCUACGACCCCAUCCCGGAGCCCAGGCCCACCGGCGAAACCGAGAGAUACAAGGGUCC
This is a messenger RNA of Trachemys scripta elegans, 1859 nucleotides long. RefSeq names its product ADAM metallopeptidase domain 11 (gene ADAM11). Gene Ontology annotation, molecular function: metalloendopeptidase activity. Gene Ontology annotation, biological process: proteolysis. The record is from RefSeq and is a predicted model, not a curated record. Lineage: Eukaryota; Metazoa; Chordata; Testudines; Emydidae.